AGCAGAAUUGCCCAUAAAAAUAUUAUUCAUAGGAAUGGAAAUUGUGUUCAUUUUCAUUUAUUAUGUAAUUACUUGAUUAAUUGAUUUAUUUAUUAUUUUUUUGUGACAGGCUUAGCCACAGUAUUUGUUCUAGGAGUUUUUUUAGAGCCUAAUGUUUUGUUUUGUUUUAUCUUAAUCCGUGUAUGGUUCGUUCUUUGGUUAUAAGCCAUACACGGAUUUAUCUUGUUAAGGUAGACAUAACAAAAACAAUGAAUUAUUACUGAGAAUAAAUGAAAAACACUAUGAAUGUGGGAGAGAUUUAAUCUAAGCAGAGCUUUGUUGAACUUGAACUUUUAAAUUAUAUAUUAUUAAGAUACAGGAUCUCUGGGGUUAAAUGGACCUAAAACAAAUUCAAUAAUGUAAGAUCUCAAUCAAAAUAAUACCAGUUAUUUCAUAAAUUACCUUUCAGGAGUUGAAUAACUUUAACGAGCAGAACAAGUAUGAUGGUAACAAGCAAAACAUUCAGAACUCUGAGAGUCACAGUGAUUAACGUUGUGUUAUCAGCAGCACUUUCUGCAACAGAACAAACAACAUGGCUUCCAGGAAUUUACAGGAAUGGUGGUUUGAAAAUAAUCCUUACUUUGAACUUCUGUGUCAUCAUAAAAUGUCUCCGUCCCUUUAAAUAAAAUUCAGGAAAAGGGUGGGUGGAGAUGUGAGUGAGCUUUGGGUGCUGAGCAGUGGAUCAUGUAUUCAGGGGGAGGAGUUUCUACUGCCAAAGACUAUAGACAUGAUAAAGAGCAGACGCCUUAUUGACCACUUAUGCCUAUUGUGACAGUUGUAGUGUGAGUACUGUACCACCAAACCUCCUUUAGCUUAUAUCCUGUUAGGGUUGUGGUUGGAUCUAAAAAUGUUCAUCACAGACACGUCACACCGUCUUAAUCACGCCGAUGUUCACAGUCUGUCUUCUUCCCUGACUGAGUGAAGUCAGAGAUCAGCAGCAGAUCAAAUCAUGCAGCAGGUAGUUUGGAUCAGUGUGGUUCUGCUGAAUGUCGUCUGGAUCUCCUUUUUCUUAACUCCAGAUCUGGACUUCUCAGUGUUUGUGCAGAGGAGAAGCAUCAGCAGCUCUGAUGAGACGUUCAUGAUGGAGUUCUGCCUUCAGCCAGACUCUGACAGGAAGUGGACAUCAACUGGACCUUCAGCCAGCGGUCCAGAUGGAGACAUAAACACCAUCACAGAACGUCCUGUAAAUGGGAAAGGAAUGACCACUGAAGCUGCUCCUGCUGCAAAAAUAACAGUUCCUAAAAAUCAGGAAAUCAACAUCACCCAACCCGUUGAGCAGGAAGUCAACCGUAGCCCUUUCAGAUCUGGGCAGGGCUAUGGAGGAGCAAGAGGUGCAAAUUCAAGUGGUCCCAAAGAAUGCUGCUUUAAAUUCUUCAGAAACAUCGUAAACAAAAAUCUCAUCUUUUCAUAUUACAUGACUGAUUCCCGCUGCGCUAGACGUGCAGUUAUUUUAAUAACAAAAAAAGGACGCCACAUCUGUGUGGAUCCAAACCAACUCUGGGUGAAGAAGAUUAUUGACUUUCUGGAUAGAAAGCCCUUUUUACUUCAACCUACUUAA
Molecule: messenger RNA, 1597 nt
Organism: Poecilia reticulata (guppy)
Lineage: Eukaryota; Metazoa; Chordata; Actinopteri; Cyprinodontiformes; Poeciliidae
Source: RefSeq, a predicted model, not a curated record